Geodia barretti is the source of this 222-nucleotide messenger RNA. The record is from the annotation of a GenBank genome assembly. Lineage: Eukaryota; Metazoa; Porifera; Demospongiae; Tetractinellida; Geodiidae.
AUGACCAUACCUACGCUGGUGGUCAUCUCGGUAGUCAUCUUCAUAGUGCUACGGGUGAUUCCCGGAAGCAUCGUUGCGACCAUGCUCGGCGGCGGCGGCGGCGGCGGCGGCGAGGGCGUUCAGAUGGUUGACCCGGCGGCCAUCGAGAAACUGAUGUCGGACCUGAAGCUGGACCGCCCAUUGUACGAGCAGUUACUUUUCACUGGGCCCGGGGCAUACUGA